CGGAGAGCGGCGGCCCCGGUUGCCGGGCCCUCUAGGUGCCGCGACUCACCUGGACGGCUCGGAGGCAGGAGACGCAGGGUUCGACCCCCUGGGGCUGGGAAAAGAUCCGGCGACGUUUGCAAGGUACCGCGAGGCGGAGCUGCUCCACGCGCGCUGGGCCAUGUUGGCCGUCAUCGGCUGCCUGGUUCCGGAGCUCAUAUCCCUGCUGGCCCCGGAGGAGGUGGCAGCGCGGCUGGGGGAGCCGGUGUGGUGGCGCGUGGGAGCCGCCAAGCUGCGUGAGGGGCUCACGAUCAACUGGGGCGGCAUCGAGGGAUUCCGGCUGGCUGGCAAGCAGGGCGUGGGGCUGAUUGCGGCAUGCCAGGCGGUGCUGAUGGGAGGCCCGGAGUAUGCGCGCUACGUGGGUAUUCGCUCGCUGGAACCUGUUGGGGUGUUCCUGCCGGGGGACCAGAACUACCCGGGCGGUGGCCCUUUCGACCCGCUCAACAUGGCGGAGGAUGCGGAGGGCUUCGUGGACCAGGCCGUCCGCGAGGUCAAGAACGGCAGACUGGCGAUGGUUGCCAUGCUUGGCAUGUUCGUUCAGGCAGCCGUGACGCGACAGGGGCCCGUACAGAACUUGCUGGACUUCGUCGCCGAUCCUAUUCACAAUAAUGCAUUUACGCGCUUGACCGAGUUGCUAAGUGCCUGCUCGGCUGCUGAACCCUAGCCGAAAACCUACUUGCUGCUCCUUGGCUCCGAGCCAUGCCGAAACCGUUGCGAACUCUGCAAAAGUGGCGCUCUGCAAGGGAGGCCGAAGGAAAGGGUGUUGAGCAUGCGGUGAUGUGACAGUCACUGUGUCUUAGCUUGAGUUUUUGGCAUUACCACUUGGUAUAAUACAAAAGGCUUUAAGUUUGAUAACAAAAUUUGAUUUCUGUACCGCGCCUUGUACCUAUGCCUGUUUACAUGUACGAAGACACUUUACGCAACGCGGAGCCCGAAGAUGUUUUACGACACGCUCCGCACUGUGAGCUGUAGGGUAUGACGAUCCAGGUUACUGUGUCAAUUUGUGCUAUAAUCGGGUGUUGUCCCGAGUCACUGUUUCAUAUGUUCGGUAUUUGUUGCCCGCUCACGUGAUACGCUUCCUUUUCCUGCACAAGGAUAACAUAGGUAGGAACAGGUCCUCUUAAUUUUGGGCGCAUAGUUAUGUAACCUGCUAUGGUCGACGGGCAACAAAAUUGCAGCUCGCAUACGUUUGCUACCCAGGUUACAGGCUUAUAGCAAUCACCUCCCGCUGUAGAAGAUGGCCGCUAUCUACUUACAAAUUUACACGCUUUAUGAAAAAUAGUAGGUAUAGCCUUAGCGGGUCCUGUCGGCAGCGUCCCCUUUUAGCCGACCGGUAGCCGACCCUCGUAGCAGCUGCAAGCUGCAUGCCGCUCUACCCAUGCCGACAACAAAGCUACUUAUUAGUAGCCAAGGUGUUGAUGAAGCCAUUGAGGGUCUGCUUGCGCUUCAUGGAGCGCGUUGUUACGGCUCAUUCAGGCAUCAUUGCCCAACUCUGGGUGCCUCCAGCGCCAGCACCGGCGCACAGCACCAACAACAAUAUUCUCUAUCAAACGCGCCGUGCUCCAUCAACCGACCAAGCUGCCAGCUCAGUCCACCCGAGCAGCCUGAUGCUGACAUGUUCAUCGAGUCGGAGGGCGCGCUCGCACACCACUUCUCCUUUCUUCCCUCCGGCUCUCGGGGUCGACGCAAGUCUAACCUAGGUCCCACUCUACCUGUUUCCGCCACCGCCAGCGCCGAAGCCGAUGACACCCUCGCCUCGUAUUCCCGCAGUUGCAGUCAGGCAGCCGGCCCGGGCGCCCUCCUGCCAUCUCCAACGCCCUCAGCAGCCCAGCAAUCCACAGGGGCCCCAUGGAGGCAGGACACGCCGGCUGCCGUGCAACUACAAAGUUGCCCCUCCCAGUGCCGCCGUCACUCCGUCGCAGCAGCAGCAGCCGUCGCUGCAGUGCUAGCCACUCGAAGCAACUCCCGUACAUCUCUUGCGCAAGCGUCGAGUAUCGAUGGCGGCACUACCACUGGCGGCGGCUGCGGUACGGCCAGCAGCGGCGGCGGCGGCGGCGGGGGUAACUGCAGUGCCCCGGGUGAAUACAGCAGCAACCCGGGUAAAUGGUUGAGGCGCAACGCCUCGGCGAGGUAUACAUCCAUCAACGUCGCCUCUACCGCACCAGGUGGUGUCGUAUAUUCGGAGAGUCCGUUGGGAUCCGCCGAAUCCGCUUCCGUCGCCGUACGUUUCAUCGCAACCGCCGCUGACGUGGCUGACGUCGCUCCGGGCGUUACAAAGUACGACAACAGGACACCGUGGACGCCGUUAACAGCAUCCAAGCUUUUAUCGACCCCCGCCGAGGCGCCGACGUCACCGUACGACAACGGGCAAUACCAGCGCACCAUGACGUACGGCACAUCAUCUCGAAACAGCAUCCCUGUCAGCACAUCUGUGGUACUCGCGGCAUCAAUCACUUCAGAAAUGGCAGCUGCAGCUGCUACAGCAGCCGCUGCGGCGCGUGUCUCCGUCUCUGUGCCGCGCCGGUCGCGCAAGUCCUCAGCGUCCGCCGGCAGGAAUGACAGCCAGCCGUCUCCCGAGCACCGUGCAGCCUCACCGCUCCUAGGGCACCCCCCCAGCGCUCCCUCUCCCUCUGCCUCUGCCCUUCCGCCACCCCCGCCCUCACCCAGCUGCCAGCCCUCGCUUCCCGCUCCUCCGCUAGCACUUGUCCUCGCCAGCCCCACUCGCUUCUCCCGUGCAGCCUCGGGCACAGCCACCUCCGUCGCCGCCGGCGCCUACUCCGCCGCCGCCUCAGGCCCCGUGUGCCCAAGCCCUGAAGGCCCUGGCAGCGACUCCCUGUACGGCAUCAAUCACUACCACAGCAGCGGUCGCGGCGUGGUGCCUGGCGUCAGCGGGAGCCCCUCCAUCGGCACGCGCGCUAGCAACUAUCUCACCUGCCGCUCUACUCCCGUCGCUGCGCACCCCACCGGGUCGCAGUCUCUGGGGUGCCAGUCCAUACCUCUAGGCUCUGCACCUUCGCGUGUUGGCCUGGGAUCCUCUCCCGCCACCACUGGCACCGCCGCCGUCACGGCAGCGGCAGCGGCAGUGGCAGCGGCAGCGGCAGCGGCAGCGGCGGGGUCCUACAGCCGCGACAACAGCCGUAGUCACAGUCAUGUCCGUGCCGGCGGCGGCGGCGGCGUCGACGGCGGCGGCUGCGGCGGCGGUUCCCUCCACCAUUCGUCAGUAUCCGCCGUCGGCGCCUGGCACCUGCCACUCACAUCCGACGCCGGCGCCAUUCCCACCGUCCCCGCCACCUCCGCCGGUCGGUACUGCCAGUACGAUACUCCGCCGGCUCUUCCAGCUGACCCCGCCUUCCACACCACCAUGACAGCAACCCCAACCGCGGCUGCCACCAUCACAGCCAUUGCAGCAACCGGCACCGGACCCCACACACCCUGCCCUCCCCACUACAACUCCUCCUCCUGCGCCGCUGGCGCCUCUGGCGCCGGCAGGCCUAGCAUGGGCGGCGUCAGCGCCUACGGCGGCGGCGGCGGCAGCGGCGGCCGCCGCUUCCGUGGCGCGAGCUGUUUCAGCCCUCGCAUGCGGGCUUUCCAUCUGGCCUGGACGGCGCUGUGUCUAGCCUUCUUCUCCGCCUUAGCGCCGGCGGCGAUGCUGCCGGCGGCGGCGGCAGACCUGGGGCUGAGUAAGCCGGUGGUGGCGGCCGGCGGCGCAUGGGCUCUGGUGGCGGGGGUGCUGGCGCGGGCGCUCAUGGGCGUGUGGGUACGGCAGUACGGACCCCGGUACUGCCAGGCCUUCAGUCUGCUGCUGGCCGCCCCCGCGCUCGCCUGCAUGGCGCUUGUGUCCGGUGUGGCGGGUUUCACGGCGGUGCGGCUGGCGGCUGGCACCUGCCUGGGCGCCGCGGAGGUCAGCAGCUUCUGGGUACUCCUGAUGUUCGAUGCGCCCCGCUGGGCCUCCGCAGCCGCCCGCUGUGCCGCCUGGGGGGAUGCGGGCAGCGGGUUAGCGCUGCUGGUGAUGCCCCUGUUGUACAAGGCCAUGCUUGGAGUGUACGACAACAAUGUACGGAGCGCCUGGCAGAGCACGUUUUACUUCCCAGCCGGCGCGCACCUCAUGCUUGCCGCCCUGACGCUGCUACUGGGCCAGGACACCCCCCAGGGUGACCUGGUGGAUUGGGACUCAGAGGGCGAGAGCCAACACACCUCCGACUCCUGGAGUGCCCACCCCGCAUGCGGCGGCAGUACGGCAGGCGCUGCGGGCGCUACAGCCGUCGGCGGUUCGCCGUACUACGCGCACCACCAGCAGCAGUACAAUCCCUCGCAUCACCUAAAACACGCGGCGGAACACCAUGCGUACGAGUUUUACGAGUUUUCGACACGCUCGCGAAAGGAUGGUUCUACAGGUGCCGCUACGGGUGCUGCUACGGGCGUUCAUGUUGCUGGUGGUGCUGCUGGUGGUGCUACUGCUGCGGCUGGGCUUGGAAGAGGUCAUGAUGUUAUACUCAGCAGUAGCCGUGCAGGUGGUGGCCCUGCUAGCGCUGGUUUUAAUAAUUGUGCUACAGUCGUUCUUGGUGGCAGUGCCUGUACGACAGCCGCUACAGCCGCUACAGCCACGGGUAAGGGUGCUAAUGCAGCUGGCAUGGCUGCUACAGCCGGCGCUGCUGCUACCGCCGGGGGUCCGGCAGCCCUCACGACUCAUGGUUUCAUGGCAUGGAGUGCGGCUGUUCCCGCAGGCGGCGGCGCCACUAGCGGAGGGCCCUAUGAGCGCAGUCCCUCCCAGCAGCUGCAGCAGCUACAGCGAGUACGAACAGGCUCGACCAGCCUUCGGGGCUGGACACGGCCCUCCCUCUCCCUCCGAGGAGGAGGAGCAGGUGGCGGAGGCGGUGCUGGAGGUGGGGUAGCCAGCGGAGGCGGGGGUGUUGGCGGACGAGCAAGUCUGGACUUCAACGAGGGUCGGUUGAGCACCCACUCGCGGUCGUCAUGGCUGGGAUGGGGGAUGGGCUGGGGACGGGGAUCAUCGCUCGCGAGGUCGUCGGCAGUGGCGGCGGCGGCGGUGCUGGCGACAGGCGCUGCGUCGCAGCAGAGCCGCGGACCGGAACCGGUGGCGGAGGCGACGGAGGCAGCGCCGGCGGCGGCCGUUUUACGACAGCCGUACGUCAGCAAUGGCGGCGUCGCAGAGGGAGGCAGGGCUUUUACCCGUAGCAGUACGGAAAUGUACGGCACUUACGCGGCCUCCCGACGGAAGCGCUGGGCGUUGCAGAAUGCGUUAGGUGGCGGUUGGCGCGAUGCCGUACGGUUGUUGCGCAUCGCACUAACCAACAGUCGUUGCUUGCUGGUAAGCCUGAACUACGGCCUUAGUUUUGGAGCGCAAAUGGCGUUGUACAACAUAUUUUCGCUGUACCUCGUACAUCGGUACGACAUGGGCCUUGUGAGCGCCGGCGCCCUGGCUGCAAUGCCGGGCCUUAUGAAUGCGCUCAUGCGGCCCGUCGGCGCGUCGUUGGCCGGGCGGUUAAGUCGGUUGUACGGCAUGCGGUCCCGGCUGUGGCUGCUGUGGGCCUCUCAGUCUGCAGGCGGCGUGUGUUGCCUACUGCUAGGGCGCUGUGGCGAGGGCAGGUCGGGGCUGGCUGCUACGGGGGCGCUCCUGGCGUUGUUUGCAGCGGCCAUGCAGAUUGCGAAUGGUACGACGUUCACUAUCGUACCCUACGUAAGCUUCCGGGCUUUUGGUGCCGUACUGGGUGUCACCUCUGCGGGCGGCCAGCUAGGAGGCGCGCUGCUGCUGGCCGCCUUCUUCGCCUCACCCCGAAUGUCGUACGAAGGGGGCCUUCAGUGGACGGGUGUUGCCGUACUGGCUGCCUCCGCCUCGCUGCUUCUGCUGCGCUUCCCCAUGUGGGGCGGAAUGCUGGCGGGACCGGACCGGCGCUACGGCGGGGGCUUGCGGGAGGAGCAGUACUAUCUGUCGGAGUGGACCCAGGAGGAGCAGGCAGCUGGACUCGCAAAUGCCGCCGGCGCAUUCGCUGUGCGGGCCCGAUGCGAGCGUGGCGGCGGAUACCAAGUUCCGCACAACAAGUGACCCGUGGGUCUCAGGACUCUUUGAGAUGGGCGCUCCCUCUCUGAGGCCGUUUCCUAAUGUUUUGCGCAAGGUAGUAAGGCUUUACCCUUUUACCGUUAAAGGCAUGGAGGGAAGGGCUACUCCUUCCUGGCUGGCUAGGCUGUGCCCCUCCCCUGCGUCGCCUUCUUCUUGGCCUAGUGGGGUCUGUCGUAUAACUAGAGCUGUCUGUCCUAUUAAAUAAAGGGGUAGUGCACGACAGGAAAGAGCAGGGCGCGACGGGACGGCACGGCCUUUUCCUGGUCGGCUAGGUGUUGCAGUUAUCUGAAUUGCUUCUUCACUGCUGCAUGCAAUGUAUUGGCACGCUACAAUGUCAGUCAAUAUAAAGGACCCCAGGGGGAUCCCUCGAUAGUGCAUAUAGGAGGGGUGUAGAGGGUUUUUGGGAACCAUUGAUAACCGUUCGUACAGAAUGCGAGUGCAACAAUGAUUAAGGGUUUCUGGGGGCAUGUGUGAAAUGGGGCAAUGGGGCAAUGUGCAUUCACUCUUCAGCUGGGUAGCGUGGGGGCUUGCAGCCGUUUCAUUCCAUUGUGCCGUAUGCUUGCUGUGUAUGGUGGGUCCACUACUUAGGCACUGCGUUCUUUGCUAUGUUGCACGGAUCCCGGCAGACAGGGCAGUUAAGAGGGCUGGUUUUGAAUCGACGAAUUGUCCUGAAAGCGACUGGUGGUUGCUAGCUCAGCGCUGUCAGUUACAACUGACCCAGCCGAGCCGUGUGCUGGGGCUUUACUAAUGCCGCGCAACCGCGCAGACACAUUGACGGUUUUGCAAAUGCCACGGAGGGCACAGUGAAGAGCAGUGUCGAGCCAAAACGGUUAAGGGUGGGGUUGGCCGGGUGUACGGGACUGGCUGCUUGUUGGAGAGUGCAUUAUAAAAGGUAUUUGGUGUCCCCUUAGAAUAAAGGGUUGAAAAUUGCGGGCGAGACCAUGAUUCGCGUGUUUUGGAAAGACGGGGGAAUUCAGCGGUGUGUAUCACCUUUGAGAAUCGCUCAUGUGGGGGAUGUAUGCGGCAUUCCUGCUUGAUUGUUGCUGUUUGGCGUGCUAGAGCCGUGCACGUGCGGCGGCGUCAAUCGGCGGUAAGGGUGGAGUUGGUCGAUCAGGUAGGGGUGCGCUGUUAAAAGCAAACCGUAGUGAUUUGACGCAGUUAUGCCGGGUUCACAAGGGGCGGCUCAUGAUAUUAAGAUACGGUAGGUAAGUUUAGCGCUAUUUAUCCAUCUGGGGUUGCUAGUGGGUUUGUGCGUGCACCACCGGGCAGGGGCGGUGGUUUCCAAUGCGGGUCUUACAAGUGUCGACAUCUAAUUAUACAUGUGUUCAUUCACCUGUGAUUGUGUUGUGCGCUGCACCUGACGUUU
Astrephomene gubernaculifera is the source of this 7481-nucleotide messenger RNA. Lineage: Eukaryota; Viridiplantae; Chlorophyta; Chlorophyceae; Chlamydomonadales; Astrephomenaceae. The record is from the annotation of a GenBank genome assembly.